Microbotryum saponariae is the source of this 2202-nucleotide messenger RNA. NCBI's taxonomy places the organism in Eukaryota, Fungi, Basidiomycota, Microbotryomycetes, Microbotryales, Microbotryaceae. The record is from the annotation of a GenBank genome assembly.
AUGAACCGCGCCGGUAAAUGGCAACAGGCCCACCUGUGGAAGGAUCGGAACACGUGGUUUUCGCCAGCAUCGGGUGGGGUACCCGCCAGCAUGGCGUGUUUUAAUUGCGGUCAAGGUGGCCAUUUCUCACAGCAUUGUACAGCGGAGCGACAAUCCCCCUCGACCGUCCAAAUAUCAGCAAUUGCCUUCGCCGACAUGGACGAGGACGAAUGGUCGUCGGCCUCAGGUGACGUUGAGGACCCCCAGGUGCGAUUCCCCCUUCCCCUCGAGACUGAUUUGACUCGACCGUCGAGUUCCGCAUCCGCCUUAGUGACGCACCACUCUUGCCCUCCUGCAGACCUUGUUGGCCGAGUGAAAGACGUUGCCUCUUCUUCUUUUGAAGUUCAGACCUCAUCAAGUAGUUCGCAUCCAACCGUGCCGGCAAAUGAUGCAGAUCAACAUCGUCUCGACGAUAGCCUGGCUGACAUCGCGAUUGACGCGGUGGAAGAUGUCUUGUACUACGCUGAUGCCGCGUCGCGCUUGUGUCAUUAUCCGGGGCCGGAAGUGGUGUCGUCUCGCAAGGCGGAAAGGACUGCUUCGGUGAGCUCUUUCCAGAUUCUUGUGCCGUCGGGUGUGUCUCUCUUGGCGUCCGCUGCGCCCCUGAUCGACAUCGACGAACCCGACCGACCUGUCGAGCCCGCCAUUGUACGCGCCCGCAACGUCAUCGCUUGGACGCUACCUUCUGGAAGGGUUUUGCGAUGUUUGAUCGACUCUGGAUCAGAGGUCGACUUGGUGGAUCAGGAGGUGGUGCGAGUCGACCCGAGCUUCGCAACGGCCCGUUUGACUGCACCAUUGCACUUGCGCCUCGGCACCCAGGAUAAGUCCGACCGAUGUGCUGUGUUCGCCACCGCUCCUUUUUCGUCUGGCGCCCUAGAUCUCGGUUUGCGACCAUUCUUCGUUUGCCGUGUAACGGCGUACGACGCCAUCUUGGGGCUGCCAUUUCUUAAGGACACAGGCAUGCUCGUUGGUUGGGGCGUCUUCACCGUCGCGCGCACCGGCCCUUCGCAACCCGUCGCCCAGGAUACGCACGAAUGGGACCGAGCCGUCACCGUAGCACCUAUCUUAUCCGGUUCUGCCAUUGGCUGCAAUCACCCUGGGUUGCUUCCCGACGACGAGAUCAUCGGCCUCGAGCCACACAACCCGCUGCUCGAUGUCGUCGACGAUCCGGCGCUCGACGAUUUCUCUGAGUCCGAAGCACGAACACGAUUGGCUGCCUUACUCGAGAAAUUUUCUGAUGUGUUCGUAGAUUCGCUACCGAUGGACCAACUCCCACCGUACCGGCCAGUCAACCACGAGAUCCCGUUGAUCGAUCCCACCGAAAAGGUCAAACCCCGGGUAUACCCCCUUGCCGACAAAUAUCGCAGCCAGUGGGCGGAACACUCAGCUAAGUACACUCGUGGUCGAUUCUGGGUUUCGGGUCCGAUCGAUUCUGCGGCUCCGGUCUUUGCCAUUCCGAAGAAGAACUCCCAGACGGCUCGUUUCGUGAUCGACCUCCGCGCGCGCAACAGCAACACCGUCAAGCGUUUUUCGCCCAUCCCGGACAUGACCAAUGUUCGAUACGAGGUGGCUCGAUCGCGUUAUCGCUCUAAAUUCGACGUGGCCGCGGCAUUUGAGCAGGUUCGGGUCAUACCGGAGCACGUCGAUCGCACCGGCUUCGCAACGGUGACGGGCACGUACACGUCGCGGGUCAUGCAGUUUGGUGACACCAAUGCGCCCAAUACCCUCAACCUCUUGACCUUGGCGAUGUUCCAGCCGUGUCUCCCGUUCGCCAAGAUCUUUUUCGACGAUGUCCACGUCCAUUCCGAUACCCGUCGUGCGCACUUGAGACACAUCAAGAUCCUGCUGAUGACAUUGAGACAUUACCGGUUCUACUUAGGAUCCAAGAAGUCCGAGUGGUUCUCAAAGUCGUUGGACUCCUUGGGCACCAUCAUUUCCGACGUCGGCAUUGAAGUCGACCCCGCCAAGUGGGUGCGUAUCCGUCAGUGGCCGAUCCCUUGCAACAAGACCGAUGUCCAGCGCUUCCUCGGCACCGUCAACUGGAUGCGAGAUCACCUACCGCACCUCUCAAAGAUUUUGGAGCCGAUCACCGCGUUAAUGGCGCAAGCGACGUCAUGGCGUUGGAACGAGCGAGAACAGCAGGCUUUCGAUACCGUCAAGUUAUGA